GCCCGAGGCAGCCUGAGCCUUCGCGACGUUUUUGCGACAACCGGGCCGUGUUCCGCAAGUCCCCUCCCUCCUCUUCUCUCUGAGGAGGUACCGGCUGUUGUACGGCCGCCGCUUUUCUGUGUGAGUGUAUGGAGAGUGAGUGAGUGAGUGAGUGUGCGUGUGCGUGUGCGAGCGGGUGCGAAGAGUGAGUGCGUGUGUGCCAGGAGGAGAGGAGCGCCCGCCGCGGCAGCCCCGCGCUCCCUCCGCAGCCGGAGAGAGGGAGACCGGCGCCCGGGGAGCCGCGGGGACGAGGGCAGCGACACCGCUCCCCACCCCUCCCCCAGCCUCGUCCCUCCGCUCUCCUCCGGCGGGGAGGCCUCCCCGUCCCCACCUUGCCCCGCUGUCCCCCUGGAUGUCCCCGGGGCUGUCGCGGGGCCUCCUGCUGCUCCUGCGGCAUCCGUCGGGCCGGUGCUGCCGCUGCCAGGUGUAGAGCGGGUGGGCUCCCGGGGGCUGCGGCUGCCCGUGCCUCCCCGUUCCCCACCGCUGCCACCCGGCCCCCCGGCCCCGCUCCCCGGCCUCCGAGGCUGUGACAAUGGACUAUGACUUUAAAGUGAAGCUGAGCAGCGAGCGGGAGCGGGUCGAGGACCUGUUUGAAUACGAGGGCUGCAAAGUUGGCCGAGGCACUUAUGGUCACGUCUACAAAGCCAAGAGGAAAGACGGGAAGGACGAUAAAGACUAUGCUUUAAAACAAAUAGAAGGAACCGGGAUCUCUAUGUCAGCAUGUAGAGAAAUAGCAUUACUUCGAGAGCUUAAGCAUCCAAACGUCAUCUCUCUUCAAAAGGUGUUUCUUUCUCAUGCUGAUAGGAAAGUGUGGCUUCUGUUUGACUAUGCUGAGCAUGACCUCUGGCAUAUAAUCAAGUUUCACAGAGCUUCUAAAGCAAAUAAGAAGCCAGUUCAGUUACCUCGGGGAAUGGUGAAGUCACUAUUGUAUCAGAUCCUAGAUGGGAUUCACUACCUGCACGCUAACUGGGUCUUGCACAGGGAUUUGAAACCUGCUAAUAUUUUAGUUAUGGGUGAAGGUCCUGAGCGAGGAAGAGUAAAAAUUGCUGAUAUGGGCUUUGCCCGAUUAUUUAAUUCACCUUUGAAGCCUUUAGCAGAUUUGGAUCCAGUAGUUGUAACAUUCUGGUACCGAGCCCCAGAACUACUGCUUGGAGCAAGACAUUAUACCAAAGCUAUUGAUAUUUGGGCUAUAGGGUGUAUAUUUGCAGAACUACUAACGUCAGAACCAAUAUUUCACUGUCGACAAGAGGACAUCAAAACUAGUAAUCCUUAUCACCAUGACCAGCUGGACAGAAUAUUCAAUGUAAUGGGAUUUCCUGCAGAUAAAGAUUGGGAAGAUAUAAAAAAGAUGCCUGAACAUUCAACAUUAAUGAAAGAUUUUAGAAGAAAUACGUAUACCAACUGCAGCCUUAUCAAGUAUAUGGAAAAACAUAAAGUUAAGCCAGAUAGUAAAGCAUUCCACUUGCUUCAGAAGUUGCUCACCAUGGACCCAAUAAAGCGAAUUACCUCAGAACAGGCCAUGCAGGAUCCCUAUUUCUUAGAAGACCCACUUCCUACAUCAGACGUUUUUGCCGGUUGUCAGAUCCCAUACCCAAAGCGAGAAUUUUUAACAGAAGAAGAACCUGAUGACAAAGGAGACAAAAAGAACCAGCAGCAGCAGCAGGGCAAUAACCAUACGAAUGGAACUGGCCACCCAGGGAAUCAAGACAGCAGUCACGCACAGGGACCCCCGUUGAAAAAAGUUAGAGUUGUUCCUCCUACCACUACCUCAGGUGGACUGAUCAUGACCUCAGACUAUCAGCGUUCCAAUCCACAUGCUGCCUAUCCCAACCCUGGACCAAGCACAUCACAGCCACAGAGCAGCAUGGGAUAUUCAACUACCUCCCAGCAGCCUCCACAGUACUCUCAUCAGACACACCGGUACUGAGCUGCACCGGAAUCACGUCAUUGCACUGUUGCUAUGCUGCGGGGUGGACUGUGCGGCUCUCCGCAGAGCCUGGCCUGGGCCACGAGAAUGUACUGUGCAACCACGUCUUCAGAAUGUCCAGCCGCCGAGUCCCACCACUUUUCACAGAUUGGGGUAGUGGCUUCCAAGUUGUACCUGUUUUGGAGUUAGACUUGAAAAGAAAGUGCUAGCACAGUUUGUGUUGUGGAUAUGCUACUUCCAUAGUUUACUUGACAUGGUUCAGACUGACCAAUGCAUUUUUCAGUGACAGUCUGUAGCAGUUGAAGCUGUGAAAUGUGCUAGGGGCAAGCAUUUGUCGUCGUAUGUGGUGAAUUCUUUCAGUGUAACAACGUUAUCUGACCAAUAGUGCACACACAGAGAACUGUUUAACUGGUACUUGAAACAUACAGUAUAUCUUAACUCAACAAAAUAACCGAGACUCAAAAUGAGAUUAUUUUGGUACACCUUUCUUCUUAGUGUCUUAUCGGUGGGUGGAUUCAUUUUCUACAUUAAUCAGUUGUUUUUUUUUUUUGACCAAGAAAAAUGCCUGGGUUUUUUUCAAAAUACAAAAA
Messenger RNA from Loxodonta africana (African savanna elephant), 2556 nucleotides. RefSeq names its product cyclin dependent kinase 8 (gene CDK8). The record is from RefSeq and is a predicted model, not a curated record. Gene Ontology annotation, cellular component: nucleus. NCBI's taxonomy places the organism in Eukaryota, Metazoa, Chordata, Mammalia, Proboscidea, Elephantidae. Gene Ontology annotation, molecular function: protein serine/threonine kinase activity; ATP binding. The coding region runs from base 572 to 1966 and encodes 464 amino acids. Gene Ontology annotation, biological process: protein phosphorylation. The transcript has 13 exons.